Propithecus coquereli (Coquerel's sifaka) is the source of this 4320-nucleotide messenger RNA. It is a transcript of the gene FANCA, whose product is annotated as Fanconi anemia, complementation group A. Lineage: Eukaryota; Metazoa; Chordata; Mammalia; Primates; Indriidae. Gene Ontology annotation, cellular component: Fanconi anaemia nuclear complex. The record is from RefSeq and is a predicted model, not a curated record. Gene Ontology annotation, biological process: interstrand cross-link repair; regulation of regulatory T cell differentiation. The transcript has 41 exons. Bases 1 to 4260 code for a protein of 1419 amino acids.
AUGGCCCUAGCGGGAAGCAAGGCGGCCUUCCCUCUUACCCGAAAGGCCUCGAGUCCCCUUGCUGACCACAAGGUCAUGGCAGGAAGGGUCAAGAGGCAAAAAUAUAAUCCUGAAAGGGAACAGAAAUUAAAGGCAUCAGCUGUGCACCUCCUGAGAAGCCACCAAGACUUGAAUGACCUCUUGCUUGAGGUAGAAGGUCCAUCGUGUAAAAAAUUGUGCCUCAGCGAACUGAUUGCUUGUGAGGGUCCUGAGCCCUACACUAACCAUUCUGGUUCAUUUAUAGGGUCUGUUUUGCGGGAUGAAGCCUCAAGGCUGGGGGUUCCGGUGGGAGUUCUGUCGGCCAGGGUGGUGGCCUCCAGCAUGGAGCAGAUCUGCACAGCUGUAGCAGAGGCCGGUCCCUCUGCCGCGCUGGCUCCGGAACAGAGAAAGAAACUGUCUUCCUUGUUGGAGACUGCUCAGCACUUAUUGGCACACGGUAUGUUCUCCCGUCUCAUCUUCUGUCAAGAAUUGUGGAAAGUGCAGAACUCUUUGUUGCUUGAAGCUGUGUGGCAUCUUCAUGUACAAAACAUCGUGAGCCUACAGGAGCUGGUGGAAAGCCACUCUGACGUGCAGGCUUUGGGAGUGUGGCUCUUCAAGAACCUGUGUCUUCUGUGCGAGCAGAUAGAGGAGUCCUGUCCAGACAUGGACAUCGCGAGAGCUAUGCUUUCUGGUCUCGUACAAAUGUUUGUUCUGAGCGGAUUUCAGAAACACUCAGAUCCGAGAAGAACUGUGGAGUCAGAAAAGAUGCCCCAGGUCGCCUUUGACGUGCUGCAAAGGAUGCUGACCUUUGCCCUGGAUGCUCUGGCUGCCGGCGCACAGGAUGGGUCCCCCUCGCACAAGGCGGUGACGUGCUGGUUCGGUGUGUUCAGUGGACACACGUGUCGCGGCAUAACAUGCACAGAUUCUCCCAAGAGGUUUUUCAGUCACACUCUGACUCAGGUCCUCACGCACAACCCUGUGCUGAAAGUGUCUGAUGCCGUCCAGAUGCAGAGAGACUGGAGCUUUGCGCGGACCCACCCUCUGCUCAGCACUUUGUACCGCAGGCUCUUUGUGAUGUUGAGUCCAGAGGAGUUGGUUGGCCGUUUGCAAGAAGUUUUGGAAACACAGGAGGUCAACUGGCAGCGUGUGCUGUCCUGCGUGUCCACACUGGUCGUCUGCAUCCCAGAAGCACAGCAGCUGGUCAGCGGUUGGGUGGCCCGUCUGAUGGCGCAUGCGUUCGAGAGCUACCACCUGGACAGCCUGGUCACCGCGUUCCUGAUCGUGCGCCAGGCUGCUCUGGAGGGCCCCUCUGUGUUCCCGUCGUAUGCAGACUGGUUCAAGGCCUCCUUUGGGAGCACACAUGGCCACCACGGCUGCAGCAAGAAGGCGCUGGUCUUCCUCUUCAAGUUCCUGUCGGACCUUGUGCCCUUUGAGGCCCCCCGGUACAUGCAGGUGCACAUCCUCCACCCACCCCUGGUUCCAGACAAGUACCGCUCCCUCCUCACGGACUACGUCGCUCUGGCCAAGACGCGCCUGGCCGACCUCAAGGUGUCUAUGGAAAACAUGGGGCUCUAUGAGGACGUGUCAUCAGCUGGGGACGUUCCGGAGCCCCACAACCAAGCGCCCCAGGAUGUUGAAAAGGCCGUCGCGGUGUUUGAACACACGGGCAGGAUCCCAGUCACCGUCAUGGAGGCCAGAGCAGAUAAGAUCCCCCCACCUCUGUACUCCGCCUACUGCCGCGCCUGCUCCGCUGCCGAAGAGGAGACUCCAGAAGAUGCAGCCCCAGGAACAGGGACAGAGCCUGGCUGUGCUGAGGAGGCCCUGGGACAGCUCACGGCUGCGCUGGGAGAGCUCAGAGCCUGCAUGAGAGACCCCGACCGAUACGAUGUUGUAUCUGCGCAGAUGGCAGUGAUUUCUGAAAGACUGCGCGCUGCCUCGCGUCACGGUAAGGAUGACGGCAGCUGUGAGAUGUCAAAGGUUCGGCUCAGCGUUGUCACUCCGAAACUCAAGCAGCAGGAACAGGAGGUGGUGGAUCUCCUGCUGACGUCUUUUUGUCAGAACCUGAUGGUGGCCUCCAGCUUCGCGCCCCCAGAGAGGCAGGGCCCCUGGGCCACCCUGUUCGUGAGGACCGUGUGUGGGUGCUCGCUGCUGCCAGAGGUGCUUUCCCGGCUCUGCCAGCUGCUCCGCCUCCAGGGCCUGAGCCUGAGUGCCUCACACGUGCUGGGGUUGGCCGCUCUGGCUGUCCACCUGGGCGAGUCCAGGUCUGCGUUCCCAGAGGUAGAUGUGGGUCCUCCUGCCCCUGCCGGGGGCCUUGCCUUCCCCGACCUGCUCGACAGCCUCCUCACCUGCAGGACGAGGGAGUCCUCACUCUUCUGCCUGAAAUUUUGUACAGCGGCCAUUUCUUAUUCUUUGUGCAAAUUCUCUUCCCAGUCACGUGAUGUUUUGUACAAUUGUUUACCUCUGGGCCUCAUAAAAAAGUUUCAGUUCCUCGUGUUCAGAUUGUUCUCAGAGACCCGAGAGCCUCCCUCCCAGGAGGACACAGCUGGCCUUCCCUGGAGUCCCGCGUGCCUUGCACCUGCAGACUGGCAGAGAGCCGCGCUCCUGCUGUGGGGACAGAGCACCUUCCAAGAGCUGCUGAAGGAGAAAGACCUGCACCGGCCCCUGUUCACCAAGCUCAUCAGCUGUGCGGCCAGCAGUCCCCCAACAGAGCAGGACUUCCACCAGUGGGCGAUCCGCGAGCACUACCUGCCUGCCCCUGCUGCUGCGGGGGGCUGUGAUGGAGACCUGGAGGUGGCCUGCACGGUUCUCGCCGACGCGCUGAUGGACUUCUGCCAGAGUUUGAGGAGUUGUGACCACUCAGAGAAUUCUGAUCCGGUCCCCGGUGGCCACACAGGGAAUCAGGAUAUUCUUUCCAGGUUGCAGGAGAUGGCCGUGGAGCUGGAGCUGGAGCGGGGCGGCCGCUCCCCCUCGCGGGGGCACUUCCUCUUCCGGGUUUUCCGCACGAGGCUCCAGGCUCUGCCCAGAGGGUGGGACGUGGCCGCCUGCCUUCAGAGACAGCAGGAGCUGCUCACGUACAAACGGCUGCUCCUCCGCCUGCCACCGUCUGUUCUCCUGGGCAGCUUCUGGGCCGGGCCGUCCACCACCCCCAGCUGCGAGGACUUCUUCCACUUGGUCAACUCUGAGCUGAGAAACUUCUGCUCGCACGGAGGCGCCCUGACGCACGACAUCACCGCCCACUUCUUCAGGGGACUCCUGCAAGCCUGUCUGCAGAGCAGCGACCCCUCCCUGACGGCUGACCUGACGCUGGCCGAGUGCCGGAGCGAGUGCCCCUUGGUCCUGACUUCCGCGCUGCGGUGGUGGCCGAGGCUGGAGCCGGUGCUGCUGCGCCAGUGGGGGAGACGCUGCCAGCGCCCGCUGCCCGGGGAGCUGCAGAGGCUGCAGGAAGCCCAGCGCUUCGCCAGAGACUUCCUCUCCCCCGAGGCAGCCUCCCCUCCACCCGACCUGGCCUGGGUCUCGGCUGCCGCCGUGCACUUUGCGAUGCGGCGAGUCAAGAAGGAAGAUGUCAGGAGACAGCUGCAGAAGCUGGACUGUGCGAGAGAGGAGCUUUUGGUUUUCCUUUUUUUCUUUUCCUUGAUGGACCUGCUGUCGUCACAUCUGACCCCAAAAGUAACCGUCGACUCCCUGAAGGCUGUGGCCGUUUGUGCCGAGGUCCUGACGUGUCUGCAGAAGAGGAGGAUGCCCUGGCUGGUCCUCUUCCAGCUGACAGAGACUGAUGCCGGGCUGGGGCAGCUCCUCCUCCGUGUGGCCCCGGGUCAGCAUGCCAGGCUGCUGCCCUUUGCCUUCUACAGUCUCCUCUCCUACUUCGACGAAGACGCUGCGGUCAGAGAGGAGGCCUUCCUGCCUGUUGCUGUCGACAUGUACCUGAAACUGACGCAGCUCUUCGUGGCUGGGGAGACAAGUGCAUUCUCACUUCUGGCCACCAGGAACCCAGAGCUCCAGGGCCAGGGCAACCCUGUAGAACUGAUCACAAAAGCUCGUCUUUUUCUGCUGCAGUUAAUACCUCGGUGCCCGAAAAAGAGCUUCUCACACAUGGCAGAGCUGCUGGCUGAUCGUGGGGACUAUGACCCAGAAGUGAGCGCCGCCCUCCUCAGCAGGCAGCAGGCUGUGCCCGACGACCUGUACCAGGAGCCUCACCUCUUCUGCCUGGACUCGUCACCAUGCGCCAGCCCAGCUCCUUUGUGAAUAAUUUAUUACAAGCGUAACAUGGAGCUCUUGUUGCACUAAAAAGUGGAUUACAAACCU